Messenger RNA from Cokeromyces recurvatus, 4842 nucleotides. RefSeq lists its product as uncharacterized. Gene Ontology annotation, cellular component: plasma membrane. The record is from RefSeq and is a predicted model, not a curated record. Bases 1 to 4842 code for a protein of 1613 amino acids. The transcript is spliced from 7 exons. Lineage: Eukaryota; Fungi; Mucoromycota; Mucoromycetes; Mucorales; Mucoraceae. Gene Ontology annotation, molecular function: magnesium ion binding; ATP hydrolysis activity; ATP binding. Gene Ontology annotation, biological process: phospholipid translocation.
AUGUCUUUUUCAAAGUUACUUGAACACUUGAAAUCAAAUACAAAUCGAUUUUUGAAAACAGAGAAAGGCCAAUUAAAUAAAAAAUCUACUAAAAGUUUAUUUCCAGAUACUUCAAAAGAAAGGCGUACUAUUUAUGUAAAUGUCGAUAUUCCACCUGAUAAUUUAGACGAAUAUGGUCAACCUACUACAACUUAUAUCUCUAAUCGAAUUAAUACAGCAAAAUAUACUUGGUAUACCUUUCUGCCAAAAAAUUUAUUUGAACAGUUUCGUGGAAUUGCAAAUCUUUAUUUUUUAUUCCUAGUUAUCCUUCAAAUGUUUCCUCUCUUCAGUACCACAGCCUCCCCGGUAUUAGUAGUGUUACCUUUAGCUGCUAUAUUGAUUUUAACAGGCGCUAAAGAUGCUGUAGAAGAUAAUAAACGACGUCAAACAGACGAAAGCGUUAAUAAAACUGUAACAUAUACACUAUCAGAUUGGAAAAACGUCAAUAUACCUGUAUAUAAAGUUGCAAGGUGGAAACGAGUCUUAUAUUCGAUAAAGAGGUUCCUUUCUUAUCGAAAAUCAGACGUAUCGUCAAAGAUCAAUAUCACUAUAACGGAUACGGAUUCGAGCUAUCGACAUCCAUUACCUUCUGUCACAUCAACAUUAAAGAAUACAAUCAAAUCUACAGCCUCUCUUCCAAAGAUAAUCUUGUUAAAAAGGAAACAUAUGCCUUAUCGACCUGGUCAAUUACCACAUUCUGUCUUACCAUCUAAUGUAAAAGAUGAAAACGAAAAGAAGAGACCAACAUCAGUUCGUAUACCUUUAGAUAAAGGAUGGAAACCUACAUUAUGGGAAAAUAUAAAAGUCGGUGAUUUUGUCUUUCUUCGUAAUGACGAUCCUAUUCCUGCUGAUAUAGUCAUCCUAUCAAGCUCAGAACCUGAUGGGCUUUGCUAUGUUGAAACGCAAAAUUUGGAUGGUGAAACUAACUUGAAAAUCAAAAGAUCACUUCAAGCCACAAACAUACUUAGCACUCCUGAAGAUUGUAAAAAUAGUAAAUUCUAUAUCGAAAGCGAACCUCCGCAUGCUAAUUUAUAUUCCUAUAAUGGUGUCUUGAAAUGGAAGAUUGAUACCAUACACACAAAAGAAAAAUUAACUGGAGAUGAAGGAUUUAGCUCUACUACGAUAACUAAGGAUGAAGAUGAAAUGGAGUUGGAAACAAUAAAUGAAAUAUCAAAUCUAUACGAUGAUGAAAUAAUAUCAGAAGUAUCUCACGAGAAAACAGAAGCAAUCACAGCAAAUUCAACUUUAUUGCGUGGCUCUGUCUUAAGAAAUACAGGCUGGGUUAUUGGUCUUGUCUUAUUUACGGGGAAUGAAACAAAAAUUAUGCUUAAUUCAGGGAAAACGCCAAGUAAACAAAGUAAAAUGGAAAAAGCUACAAAUCCAUUUGUUAUUGUUAAUUUUAUAUUAUUAUUGAUCUUGUGUUUAAUAUGUUCUAUUGCUGCAAGCAUAAUUUAUAAUAAGAAUUAUUCUUCUGCAAGUUUUUUUGAAAGCAAAGAUGCUGAAAGUGGAGCUAUGGAAGGAUUCAUUAUGUUUUGGACAACAUUAGUUAUUUAUCAAAAUAUCAUACCCAUUUCUUUAUAUAUUUCCGUCCAAAUCGUCAAAACUGCAGCUGCUUACUUUAUUCAUACAGAUAUUGAUCUUUAUAAUGAGAAACUUAAUCAACCCUGUAUACCUAAAACUUGGAAUAUAUCUGAUGACCUCGGACAAAUAGAAUAUAUUUUUUCUGAUAAGACAGGCACUCUUACACAAAACAUUAUGGAAUUUAGACGAUGCACUAUUAAUGGUAUCUGUUAUGGCUUAGGUGAGACAGAGGCAUCUAUUGGAGCCAAGCUAAGAGACAAUAAAGAUGCAUAUACCCCAGAGAUUGAUAUUGAUAAGGCACGAGAAGAAAUGUUACAAAAGCAAAGUGAGCUCUUUGACCACAAAUAUGCCAGCUCAAGCUCAACUUUUGUGGACCCACAGUUAUUUGAUGACAUUAGUGCUCAGGAUGAACAAUCACAAAAUAUAGUUCAUUUCUUUUCAGCAUUGGCAUUAUGUCACACCGUUAUUCCUGAAAUACCUGAUGAGUCUGCUCCAAAUGUGAUUGAAUAUAAAGCUCAAUCUCCAGAUGAAGCCGCUUUAGUAGCGACUGCUCGUGAUAUGGGAUUUACAUUUGUAGCCAGAGAACAAGAUAAUGUAAUGGUUGAUAUUAUGGGUGAGCUACGUUCUAUGGAAUUGUUGCAUGUUUUAGAAUUUAAUUCAACAAGAAAGCGUAUGAGUAUUAUCAUGAGAUCACCUCAAGAGGGUAAAAUCAUACUACUUUGCAAAGGUGCUGAUUCUGUCAUUUAUGAAAGGUUAUCCACUGGUCUUGAGAGUUUAACAGAUGAAGCCAGUAAAAAUCAACUAAAAGUAAGAGAAGAAACAUUACAACAUUUAGCUACUUUUGCUAACGAAGGUCUUAGAACAUUGUGCAUCGCUAGUCGUGUUAUUGAUGAAGAUGAAUAUCAGAAAUGGGUCAUACGUUAUAAGGCGGCAUCCAACAGUAUUAGUAACCGUGACGAACAGAUUGAAAGUGUAUGUGAAGAAAUCGAAAAAUCAUUGACAUUAAUGGGCGGCACUGCUAUUGAAGAUAAACUGCAAGAAGGUGUCCCUGAUACCAUCGCUGUCCUUGCAGAAGCUGGUAUAAAAAUUUGGGUACUUACUGGUGAUAAAGUUGAAACAGCUAUUAAUAUUGGUUUUGCUUGCAAUCUACUUACGAAAGACAUGCUAUUAAUUAGCGUGAAUGCACGAGAUGAAGGAGAAACAAAGGAACAAUUACAAAAAUCGCUAGAUGAAGUAGAAGAAAAAUCCAAGAUACAAAAGUGUGCCUUAGUAAUUGAUGGUGAGUCCUUAAAGUUUGCAUUAGAAGACCCUUGUAAUCAAGUCUUAUUAAAGCUUGGAGUACAAUGCUGUGCGGUUAUUUGCUGUCGUGUGAGUCCAAUGCAAAAAGCAAAGGUAGUCAAUCUUGUUAAAAAGGGUCUAAAAGUUAUGACUUUAGCCAUUGGAGAUGGAGCCAAUGAUGUUUCGAUGAUACAAGCGGCAAACGUUGGCAUAGGAAUAUCCGGGGAAGAAGGAAGACAAGCUGUGAUGGCAUCUGAUUAUGCAAUUGCCCAAUUCAGUUAUUUAAGUAAAUUAUUAUUAGUACAUGGCCGGUGGUCAUAUUUACGUACAUCAGAAAUGAUCAUGACUUUCUUUUACAAAAAUAUUAUGUGGACUUUAGUAUUAUUCUGGUAUCAAUUAAUAUGCGGAUUUACUGGUACUAUGAUGUUUGAUUAUUCCUAUAUCACUUUAUAUAAUCUUGUUUUUACAUCUUUACCGUGUAUCUUUGCAGGCGUAUUUGAUCAAGAUUUGAAAGCAGAAUACUCUUUCAAAUUUCCUCGGUUGUAUUUAAUGGGUAUUCGAAAUGAUAAAUUUACGCCCACUAUUUUUUUCCUAACCGUUUUUGAUGCUAUUUAUCAAUCUGCUGUUUGCUUUGGAUUGCCGUACAUGAUGUUCAUAGGGCCAAAAAUGAGUAGUAAUGGUUAUGAUACUGAAGGAGUUUUCGAACUUGGUACAUUUAUAGCCGGUAUUGCAGUUGUUGUAGCUAACAUUCUUGUCGGUCUUACGAUCUUCAGCUGGACCUGGAUUAUGAUUUUAUGCAUUAUUAUUUCUUGUGCAACUUUCUUUAUCUGGACUGGGAUUUAUUCUAAUAUCAUGACAUUUACAUUCUAUGGUGAAGCCAUUCUAUUUAGUGAAGGAACAUUCUGGCUUUGUCUUAUUUUGACUUUUAUUGUUUGUCUAUUGCCCAGAUUUAUCGCAAAGUAUUAUUUACAGACAUACUAUCCCUUCGAUAAUGAUAUCAUUAGAGAAAUUGUUCUUUGUAACUGCUCUAAAUUUGAUGAAAAUAGUAAAUCCAGAAAAAGAUAUGAUACAAAAGGCUUAGAGGAAGAGGAAGAGAUACCUAUUAACAUGAUGAGAACAAGAUCAUGUGUAUCUUCUUCAGAUCAACAAAACUAUAAUCAAUCCUAUGUUUCUGAUGAAGAGGAUAUAUAUGAAGAAGAUUAUGAACUUAAGAAGAAGCAGAGGAAACGUAGUCGAUUCGGUUUGCGUCGUACUUUGGCUACUAAAUUUGGCAAUAGCGAAAUUAUGAAUAUGAAAACUGGUAAAAGAAUGUCAUUUACAGGUUUUGCUUACUCUUCAGAUGAUAGUCAUGUUUUUGAUGAAUAUCGAAAAUCUGUGUAUCGCACAAAUACUAUUGGAAGUACUCUAUCACGGUCUAGUUUCAAAUCUCAAUUAUCUAUGGUAAGCUUACCUGAAGGAAAGGAAAAUGGUUAUUGUAGAAUUAGCCAAGAUUGGAUGCCUAUAAAUAAACUUCGUCUUCGACAUUAUGGUACAGAACCUGCUUUGUUUUCUCCAAAGAAGCAAACGAAUACUUUUGGUAGAAGAAUGUUAAAUGUAUUGAUGAAAAAUCGAAUAACAAAGCAUCAAUAUAGAGAAGAAGAAGAAGAAGAUAAAUCUGCAAUUAUUACAAGAAAAUCUUCCGUAGAUUCAAGCCAACUUGGUAAUAGUCAUAUUUUAUUGCCUUUAAUAACGAAUCAAAAUGAAGACUUUGUAACACCUUCACCUUCAUCAGAAAAUAUGACAACAUACCAAAGUAUUACAAAAGCUGAGCCUAUUAAAUCCUCUUUUCAUCAUCAAUAUCAUCAAAGCAGCCAUAAUAGUGCUACUCAUAAAAAUGAACAAUCUCAUUCACACUCCCCUAGUCCAUUAGAUUCAGCUUCGUCCUUUCCGCCUACUCAUUAUUAA